Messenger RNA from Centruroides sculpturatus (bark scorpion), 372 nucleotides. Its product is annotated as UPF0329 protein ECU05_1680/ECU11_0050-like. The record is from RefSeq and is a predicted model, not a curated record. The coding region runs from base 1 to 342 and encodes 113 amino acids. Lineage: Eukaryota; Metazoa; Arthropoda; Arachnida; Scorpiones; Buthidae. The transcript has a single exon.
AUGAUAGAAAAAGAAGAAAUGGAAAAAAGAGAAAGAAAAUUAAAAGAAGAAAGAUUAAAGCAAAUUCAAUUAGAAGAAAGAAAAAAGGAGUUGAUGCAAAAACAAGAGGAACAGCAGAGACAAGAGAAGCUGAAAAAGCAAGAACAGAUAUUAAGAGAUGCCUUACUUCGUAGUAUGAAAGCAAGAGAAGAAAAACAAACAGAAGAAUUAAGGGAAAAAUUGAGAAGAGAACUAGCUGGAAAGAAUGUCUUAAAAAGUGUUCUUGUAGCAGUUCAACCAAAAAUGCAGCCUGUUGUAUCAAGCACAAAUUCUAAAAACGAGAAAGAAAAACUUCAUAGGUGACAGGCUGUUUUUUAGUUUUAUUAGAAAAUU